AUGCCUGGGGCGGCAGCGGCGGCUUCGACGCCCGCAGCCGACGUCCCGAUCGACAGCAACAAGCACCGCAACAUCAAGAAGGACCAAGGCCUCGACGGUGGUUCAGGACAUCGGAGGGGCAGUGGAGACCGACAGCGACGACAGACCGAUCCAGAGCGAUGGGGCAAGCGGACCAUCGGCGAAUGGAUGACACUGGAUCGUCGGGACCUACGACUGGACUGGGACAGAGCGGAAGCUGACAACGAGAAAGACGAUCGCUACACGGGCAAGCCGUGCUACGGCGAGCACGACACGACACACCCGCUGGCGAGGCACGCCAACGGAUACAAGGUGAGCUACAAGUGCGUGAGAUGCGAGCUGGUCAUGCUGUACAUCCCGAAGCACGGGGCGACGGGCAGGUACAGGCAGAAGGGAGCUCUGGGACCGACCGUGGGAAAGAUCAAGAUCGAAGAAGUGACGAAGGAGAAAGUCACCAAGGAGAAGGCGACGUCGGAGAGAGAGAGCCGGACCAAGAUCGAGGAGGUAUCUUCGGAGGACUCAUUCGAGAAGGCCGGAGAAUCAGAGGAGGAGGAGACGCCGUACCCGAGCACCGAUCAGAUGAGCAAGGCCGACAUGAUGUUCGACCAGAUGCGCGACAGCACCAAGCGGAGGACGGACCCACCGACGCGCAGGAAGAAGAAGGAGUCUCCCCAGGCUGGGGAGCCCGUGGGGGACGACGACGUCAUCACGUUCGGGAUUGACGUCGAGUACCACAAGGAGGAGAUUAACCUGAAGGACUACAGCUGGGUGCUAGAGCAGGUGACAGAAGCUGGGAUGGCGACAGACCUCUACGUGAAACAGCUGAUCGAGUUCUGCACGGAGGAGGACAGCCAGCUCGGGAAGGUCGCGGAGGAACGCGAGGACGCCGAGAUCAUCAGGAUCACGCGGAAGGACGCGGAUCUCAGCACGAAGCAUGGACUGGAGUGGGCCAAGCACCUGGCGGUGAAAAACCCUGGAGCAGACAUCUGGGGAAGCCUACCGUGCACAGCCGUCAGCGCGCUUCACAACGGUUACAUCGGCAGACAGGAUGGCCAGUACUGGAAGAAGCUCGAAGCACGAAAGAAGAACCUCAAGAAGAUUGUGAAUCACUUCAUGGAAGUGAGCAGGGUUGUCAAGGACAAUGGCGGGGACGUACACUUCGAGUGGCCACGUAACUGCCAUGGCUGGAAGUACUUCCCGGAGCUGACAGAGUUCUUUGGUGAGCUGGGCAUGGAGAAGGUAAACUUCGACGGGUGCCAGGUCGGGGUGGUCAACACCAAGGGCGAGCCGAUAUACAAACCGUGGACGCUGUGGACCAGCAGGAAGAAGCUCGCAACGCUGAUGGGCAUGAUCGAGGAGCUGAGGCAGGAGGAAGCCCUGGCGAACGACAACAAGGAGAUGUUCGACCAUGAGAGGGAGCUAGAGCUGACAAGCGACGAGCAACAAAAAUGGAACGACUUGCUGGCGCUGAAGCAGAAUGACUUAAUGAAAGCAGCGAUGCGGCUGCAUCGGAAUACUGGACAUCGACCACAGAGGGUGAUGAUCAGGAUCAUGCGAAGACGUGGGGCUUCAGCGACGACAAUCGCAGCCGUGAAGCAGAUCAAGUGCAGCUCGUGCAUUGAGAAUCAGAUACCGAGACCGAGACCAGCAGCGGUACUCGAGCCAGCUCGAGAUCUAUGGCAGGUGGUCGGCAUUGACGUGAAGGAGAUCGUGGGCAACGACCAGAUCAAGCGGAAGCACCUUGUGAUCGUGGACGAGGCGAGUAAGCUGACGCUGGCGGUCAAGAUCUUCUCAAUACCCGCUCAGGAGUCGAGGAACUGCACCGCCAAGGAGCUGCUGGAUGCGUUCAGAAGACAUUGGUCAGAUCGGUAUGGCAUGCCAAGCGUACUGAGGCUCGAUCCGGAAGGAGCAUUCGUGUCACACGAGUUCUAUGACAGUAUUGCAGGUGAAGGAGUGCAGGUGGAUCCGUGUGCCACCCAGGCUCACUGGCAGAAUGGCAUCGCGGAGCGUGCAAUCAAGACGGUGUUUGAGUGCGCCAAGGCCAUGCAUCGUGAUCAUGAGACCGACCUGGAGGCAGCUGUACAUGCGGCGGUGGAGGCACACAACACGGUCGAGAGGGUCGAUGGAUACAGUCCGAGCCAAUGGGCCUUCGGACGAGACAAGAACUGGUCAGGGACUCUCAAGAAGGAGGACCACCUGGACGUCGUGAAGUGCACGAACCAGAGCUACAUGGAGAACCUGUCCAAGCGGGUGCUGGCAUCAAAGAUCAUUGGCUUCAGAUCCAAACCGGAGAAGACGACCAUGGAGAGGAUCACCGUGAUCAGGUAUGAGGACGGAUCCGAGGAGACGGUCAAGGACGACAACUGGAACGUGCAUGGGAAGUCUACGAGGUCAAUGGGACGACGCUGGACUGGCAGGACCUACCUGUUUCCCAUCACGGACAAGCCAGAGGAGAUGAAGGUAGACCAGAACGCCAAGGAGGUGAUCCAUGAGAAGGCGAAGAAGAUGGUCGUGGAGCAGGUACAGGAGACCCAUGGGGACAAUGAGAAAGACCAGCCGUCGAUGGAUGACAUCGAGAGCGAGAAGGAGCUACAGUGCCUUUUCAAUGACAAGAUCGCGGACGGUGACCAGGUGGACUGGGACAAGCUCGACUGGGAGAACUUCGACGUGGCGGCAUGGGCUGCUACGGAGAUCCAGGAGGACCUGGAGAUCCCGACGGGGAUCGACUACAUCAAGGUAGCGUUCGAAGCGUUCGACGCGAACAGCAUGAACAAGUUCACGAGGCAGCCGGAGCAGUACAUCACCAAGGCGAUCAAGAAAGGAAGGUCUGAGGCAAGCGUCAAGCACAUGACCGAUGAGCAGAAGAGUCUGAUGAAGGGGGCGUGCUGGAGAGGCUACCGCCACACAUCAAGCCGAAGUCGUCUGACGUCCUGA
Messenger RNA from Prorocentrum cordatum, 2952 nucleotides. The record is from the annotation of a GenBank genome assembly. NCBI's taxonomy places the organism in Eukaryota, Dinophyceae, Prorocentrales, Prorocentraceae.